Oenanthe melanoleuca is the source of this 10782-nucleotide messenger RNA. RefSeq names its product hydrocephalus-inducing protein-like. The transcript is spliced from 65 exons. Gene Ontology annotation, biological process: axonemal central apparatus assembly; cilium movement. Gene Ontology annotation, cellular component: axoneme. Gene Ontology annotation, molecular function: catalytic activity. Bases 1 to 10677 code for a protein of 3558 amino acids. The record is from RefSeq and is a predicted model, not a curated record. NCBI's taxonomy places the organism in Eukaryota, Metazoa, Chordata, Aves, Passeriformes, Muscicapidae.
AUGGUAUUUGAGAACUUCAACGUUAAUGAGGUCUCUGAAAUGGUACUGUCUUUCACAAAUAAGGACAAGUUUAAUCGGCUGGUGAAGGUCUCCAUGGAGAGAUCUCCUUAUUUCGAGCUGCUGUGCCCCAAUGAUGCGUACCACAUCGUGCCACCAGGCGGAUCUUCCCCUGUGCGCAUCCGCUUCACCCCUGACAUGAACAAGGAUUAUUCCCACCAGCUCGUCUGCAUCACUGGACUGGAAAGGAUAGUUGUGCCCAUUCGGGCCAUUGCAGCCCGAGCCAUCCUGGAGUUCCCUGAGCAGCUGGACUUCUCGGAGUGCCCGGUCAAGUACAGCACCCAGAAAACUGUGCUGGUUCGCAACGUCGGGAACCUGGAAGCUCAUUUCCAGCUGAGCACCCAGAGUCCUUUCUCCGUGGUUCCAGCCAGCGGAACUCUGGCCGUUGGUGACACCAUGGAGGUGACAGUGGAGUUUCACCCGCUGACAGCUGGUGACCAUUCUGGGUCCCUGGCAGUGUGCUGCAACACAGGUGAUAUGUACAUAAACCUUCAAGGAGAAGCUGUAAAUGUCGCCAUUAAGUUGAGCACAAAUUCAGUGAAGUUUGAGGAUACUUUCAUCACCAUGUCAAACCAAACAACCAUAUUCAUCGAAAACGAGAGUAACAUCACAGCCCACUUCCAGUGGAAGACUUUUCCUAUGACAGAAGAUGAGGAUGAAGAGAAGAAGAGAUGUGGUCACUUGGCAGAUCCUCAGCUGGCUCCAUGUGCUGAGAUGGAAGACAUCAAGUUUCUGGAGGGAGAGAUCGAGCCUAAUUGUUGUGCCAAAAUCAAGGUCACCUUUAAACCCCUAAAAGCACGAGAGUAUCAACGUGUGGCUUACUGCGACAUCACAGGCCGUGAGAGCAGGCUGCCCCUGCUCCUCAAAGGGGAAGGCCAAGGACCCUUGGUUGAACUCAGCACUGAUACACUGAACAUUGGAAGCAUUUUAGUCGACACCUCCUACAUCUAUGAGGUGGAACUGAUUAACGAAGGAGCUAUUGAUGCUCCCUUCACCUUUAUCCCUUCAACCACAGAGGUGAGCAAGUGCUUCAAGAUUGCGCCUGAGGAGGGCAUCAUUGCACCAGGUGGGGCCCAGACCAUCCGGGUCACCUUCAAUGCCACGGUAUUAGGGACCUUUGAGGAAGAAUUCCAGUUCAGUGUGGCUGAAUCCCCUCAGCCUUUGACCUUGACUGCCAGCGGAUGUGUCUGUGGAGCAACUGUACACUUUGACAUGGAGGAGCUCAAGUUCGGUGACAUUUCCUUUGGCUUUCCCUACACCAUGACCUGUCGCCUCAUUAACACCUCGCCAGGGUUCCUGAACUUCAAGCUCCGCAUGUCUGAGGAUGGCACACAGCCUGCUGUUACUAGCUUUGAUCAAAUACGCAAGCCUAAUGACCCAUCCUGGAGGGAUGGAAUUCAUUUUUAUGUGGAGCCAAGGGAGUUUACAAUGAAUCCCAGGAAAGGGAUCAUCCUUCCCCAUGGAUACCAGGAUAUCGAGGUGACCCUGUGUUCCAACACCGUGAUGGCUUUCUACCGGAGACUGCUGGUGGACCUGGAGGGUAUUGGCGAGGAAAUGGCAACACUGAUCAUCUCAGCCAGAUGCAUCGCUCCUAAGCUGCGAGUGUGGCCCCAAAUCCAGUGCUACUCUCGGUGCCUACUGAAGGUGCCAUACCAGAGGAAUUUCAUCGUUGGGAAUGACACCGACCUUCCUGGCUGCUACGGGCUUGUUCCCCAGAAACGCAAGGAGAACACUCCUGUGUUCUACUCCAGUCCCAAACCCUGUGGGAUUGUCCAGCCUCACAGCAUUGCAGAGAUUCCAGUCGUAAUUGAAGUCCAAAGAUUGGGCGAGCAUCGGACCUGUGGUCUUGUUGGAGUGUUCGGGGAUGAGAGAAACCCACGGAGUAUAAUAAUGCGAAGCACUGGACAGCUGGCAGACGUCUACGCAGUUCCAAAAGUGAUAGAGUUUGGCAAGAUUCCAACACUACAGCCUAAUUCACAAAGUUUUACUCUCUUCAAUGAAGGUCUUGUCCCUGUAGACUUCAAGAUACAGGUGGCUCAGAAACCCCACUGCUAUGCUUUUGACCACACAGAAGGAGAGAUCCCUGCUAGGGGUGAGGUUCUUGUGACUAUCACAGCAACCCUGGAUGACACUGGGUAUUUUAGUGACACUAUCCAGGUGUUGGUUUGCAACACCCUUUGGAUCACUGUCGAAGUCCGAGCUGUGGGCACUGGCACCACAAUUGUCAUAGAGGAACCAUUCAGCCCGGUGCUCAACUUGGGAUACCAAUUCAGCCCAGCUGAGGAGGGCCAGAGUGUCUCAGCCCUCCCUAGCCCAAAGACUGAAGAUCAUUCCCAGAGCCCCAAACGUACCAGCCCCGUGUUUGAGCUGAAGCCAAUGGAGAUGAAGAUGCAGCCAGGCGAGUCUGUGGACCUAGUGCUGCAAGGCUUCUCCCAAAUCGAGCAGGUGGUGCAGGAUUAUGUGACAUGUGAAAUAUUUAUUGGGAUACCGAACUGGAGAAAGAAGAUAAUGGAAACAAUCAUAACCUGCGAGUUUAUUGAUCCUUCAAUAGAAAUAUCAGCCAGACAUUUCUCUUUCCGGGUGCAGAAGAAACCCAGUGAUGUCCUGACGCUGCAGUACCAGCUUUUGGCUGUAAAAAACACCUGCCCAUUGCCACUGGACCUCAUGCUGGACGUGGAGCAGCCGUUUCUGGUCUGCGAUGUGGACCAGCAGCCCCUCCCAGAUGGCCAGCCUGUGACACUGGAUGCAGGGCAGACCUGCCAUCUCUACGUGGCAUUUAACCCAGCUUAUAAAAAGAAUACUCAUAGCUGGAAAGACAAUAAAGUUCUGAAGAUAAGCAUGGUCAGGGGCCAUCCUUAUGAGGAGCAUAUCACCCUUGUGGGAGAAGUCCACUUCCCCAAUCUCCAGAUCCAGCCCAGCACCCUGGACUUCGGCUGCAUCCUGGCUGGCACUGAAGAAUUGCGUUCUGUGCAGAUGACCAACUGCAGCCCCCUGCCUGUCCACUUCCACUGGUCAUUCCAUUCGGACAGCCAGGUGAAAAAGUUGAAAGCUGAGUUGGAGGAAUUCAAGUUAUCCACAGAUGUACCAUACCCUCCCAUCAAAGUGGAGAAGGCUUUCAGUAUCCUGCCGCAGUUGGGUGUGCUGCAGCCGGGAGAGAGCAAGAAGAUCAUCUUCACCUUCUCUGGCCAGCUCAACACCCUGGCCAGUGCCACAGCGCUGUGCCACGUGGAGGGAGGCCCCACCUACCGGGUGGUGGUUACCGGGGAGGCUUCACGCAUCAGCUACUCCCUGAGCCAGCGCGAGAUCAACUGCGGCUCUCAGAUAUUUAAUGAAAUUCAUCACAGCACAGUCACCCUGGCAAACACUGGCAAGAUUAAAUUCGACUGGGUGCUAAACCUUAGCAUUGCAGAGCAACAUCUGCCUGGAGUGUUUCUGGUCAAACCCACCCAUGGCUCCAUUGGAUGCGGUGAGAAGCAAGUGCUGAAAUUCUCUUACAUGCCAGGAUUACCAGGAGCCUUCAGGAGGACUUUCCAGCUUAAAGUGGGUGACCUGGACCCAGAAAAUAUCUACCUGAAAGGAGAAGCAUCCUUUCCCAUGAUCACUGUGAACCUGCCCUGGAACAUCAAAGGAAAUAAAAACUAUGAGAAGCUAGUGAAACAGCAUGUAAAACCCCUGCAAAAAUACAGUCAGAAGAAUGAAUCAGUUGUUCAGAAGAAGACUCAGAGCUCGAAGACCUUGAAGUCUCAGCCCCCAAAGACUCAGACCCUGAAAACUCAGCCCCCAAAGACUCAGACCCUGAAAACUCAGCCCCCAAAGACUAAGACCCUGAAAACUCAGACCCCAAAGACUCAGACCCUGAAGACUCAGACCCUGAAGACUCAGACCUUGAAGACUCAGGACCAGAAUCCCCACGUGCUUGGCUCCGGCAUUGUAUCAAGCGCUCAGCUGCAGAUGGAGAUGGUGAUGAAGCUGGUAAAGAAGCCUGCUCUAGAGCUGCAGAAAAAGCUCCCAUACCAUGCCCCACACAGCAGCUUCCCUGACAAGGAGCUGUGCCAGAGUCUUGUCAAAGUUGAGCUGCCUGAGUAUGUCCUGGACAUGGGCACUGUCAUUAAGGGUUACACUAAGACACACACUCUGGUGAUCACCAACCCUGGGCAGAUCCCAGUGUCCUUCCAGGUCGAUGUGUCUGCCCUGCAGGACACAGGUUUCAGAGUGGAUCUGGACCAGAUGAAGGGCCUGCCCCAUAGCCAAACCAGAAUGCUUGAAUUGUGCUUUGAAAGUGCCCACCAGGCAGAGGGCAACAUGGAUGUGCUGCUGCCCAUAGAGGUGACAAAAGGCCCCACGUAUAACAUCCGCCUCCGUGCCACUGUGUUGGAACUGUCACUCGACCUCUCCAAGAACACACUGCAGUUCUCUGAUAUCCUCGUUGGGCAGUGCCAGAUUGAGACAGUCCGGCUCUACAACUGGUUCCAAGUACCCUGCAAGUGGUUCAUUAAGGCCAUUGGGCCUGUUAUGAAGGACAAUGAAUGCCAAUACUGGACACCAGGUCAGAGGCAGCAGGCGCUGGAAGAUGAGCCCUGUCCCUUUGCAGUGACACCCUCCAAAGGAACCCUUGAUGCAGGAAGGUGGCAGGACUUACAAAUCCAGUUUACACCCAAGGAGGAGAGGUCUUACAAGAAUGAGCUGAAGCUUAGCAUUUGUGGGAGCAGACAUCACUUAAAGCUGCACCUCUCAGGGCAAGGUCUGGAGCCACGGUUGGAGUUCACCCCCCCAGCACUAAAGAUGGGAUGGGUGCUGGUGAACAGCAAUGGGUUGGAGGCCACAGUGGUGGUGAAGAACCCAUGUAACUUCCCUGUUGAGUUUUACUCACUGGAUUUCGAUGAGCAGUACCUUGAGGAAGAGAAGAUGCUGAGGAUGGCAGUGGGGUCUGAGUACCAAAAGAACUUUCUAAUGCCUCCACGUGCCGUGGGUGGGACGCUGCCCCCAGAGGUGCUGGAGCAUUAUGAAGCACAGAAGAGGCCGAAGGCUCAACAGGCAGAGCUCAAGGCCAUGGCAGAGGCCAAGGCCACAGCUGUGGCUGAGGCUGAGGCCAUGGACAAGGCAGCACCAGCAUAUGACAGGGCUGUCACACCCUCUCCUGAGCCCAUGGUGGAAGUGACUGGGAAUCCUGUCUCAUGGGCUGUCAUGCGCUACCUGGGCAUCGACCCAUCAUUGGAGAGGCGUGAAGCACAGCAGGACAGGAGGAUUGUUCUCAUCAUCCAUGGGCCACCCCGGGCAGGAAAGACAGAGGUAGCGGCGGCCCUGUGUAACUAUUAUGACACUGCUCACUUGUCCAUUGACACCGUGGUGAAAGAGGCCAUUGCCAAUGAUCAGAGCCAAGCAGGGUGCCAGGCCCGGGAGCUUUGCACCAAGGCUGCCAUGGAGCUGAAAGCUGAGGAUGAAGGUAGAAAUUCUGAGCUCAGUGCUCAGAGCAAGAAUAAACAAGCCUCUGGAGAAAAAAACAACAAGAAGAAUGCCAAAGGCAAGAUUCCUUCAGCACAAAAGAAGAAGGAGCCAGUGAGCAAAGCCGAUAUAAAGAUCACAGUUUCCACUGCUCCUGCGCCGCAGCAGCUGAACAUCAUCAGCAGUAAUGGGGAAGAGCUGAACUGCUUGAGCUGUGUGCUGCCCGAGGACCUGCUGGUGGACAUACUCUGUGAGAGGCUGAAGCGUGAAGACUGCAACAAGGGAGUGGUCUUUGAUGGCUUGGAGAGCCUCUUUGCAAGUAGCCCGGAAUCUUCUCUGCUCUGUCUACUCAAAGCUGUCAAGAAUUGUCAUCAUAUCUACAUGGUGAACCUGCAUCAGGAUUGUGCUUCUUGGAUAACCAAGGAAGAAAAUGAAAGAAAGAGGAAGAAAGCUAAAAGAGAGAAGGAAGAACUGCAGCGGAAAAAAGUUUUUCAGAGGAACAUAGAACGUGUCUUGAAAAUGGAUGAGGAUGAGUAUUGUGCGCUCCCUGGGGAAAAGAAAGCUCUAAUGGAUAAAAUAAUAAAGGAAAGGAAGCAUCUACAGAGGGAGAGGGAGCGGAAGCAGCUGGCUCAAAAGCUUGAGGAGGAGGCAAAAGCCUUAGAGGAGGAAGAGAGGCAAAAGGAGGAAGAGAGGCGAAAGGAAGAAGAGAAGCGGAAGAAGGAAAAGAAGGGGGGGGAAACCAAAGCCCCUGACAAGGGGGAAGCUGAAAUCCCAGAGUACCCAGCUGAGAUGGAUAAAAACUUGAUCCAGAGGUUUCAAAUCUAUGACUCAUCGCAGGAGGACGUCGCACAGGUUUUCACCUACUUUGACAGGGUUCAGGGUACUGUGCAGUUACCUGUGAUCCAAAACGGAAACACAUCCCAGCUUUCAGGUGAAAGCAAAGGUCAGAGGACCAGUAAGCCUCAGGAGAAGGUGGAGAAGAAGCCUGAACAAAAAAGUGGAGGCCAGAGAAGUCUUCAGUCAUCUCGGCUGGAGACACAAAGUGAAGUUGCAGAAGAGGCAGUCAGAGACGAGUAUGUCGGGAUGGUGUGCUUGGACAUCCAGGUCACAGAUCCAAAGGCCAUGAUUAGGGAGAUCCUAAAGGAUGGGAGGCUGCCAACAAAAGACGAGAUGCUGAGAUAUCUGGGACUGCAUCCCGAAGGGCCUCCCCUUCCCCCUGCUGUCCUCUCUGUAGUCGACUACCCAGAGGAGCGGUUGGGCUCUGCAGAGCGUGUGAAGCCCUUCACCAUCGCUGCACCGGAAGGUGCUGCUAUGGAACACGAUCUGGCCAAGACCCUAGAUGUGAAGGGCAGUUCUGCCAGCAGAUACAACCCUCCAAUGGAGAACCAGAUCUUCACACACAGAACAGAAAGUCCCCAGGAUUCCUUUGCAAUGAGAUCCAAAAGUGCCCUGAAAAGAGCCUCAAUCCCCACAGAACUUGUCAGGCUGAAGCGGUACCGGUGGAUAGUGCCUAGCCACGGUGAGGUGGAACUGAAGGUCCACUUCUCCACCAAAAAGCCAGGGCAGUUUGAGCAGACACUGAGGUUUGAGCUCGUGGAGUCAAAGCGCCAGUACGAGCUGCCCUGCAGUUGCACCGGCCUGUACCCCAGCAUCAGCCAGAACACACGGCUGGUGUUUCCACAGUGGAGGGAGACCAUGGAGGCAGAUGAAAUCAUCUUUAAGGAAUAUGUUGAGAGCACAAAGCAAUUCCACUUUGGACCUCUGCUGUGUGGGAAAUCAAGAGAAUGGUACAAGUCCCAGAACCAUCCUGGCAACAGGGAGAAUAUAACCAUCCUCAACAACUCCCCCAUGGAUAUAGAGGUCCAGUUCUGCUUUGAGAUUGAUGGGGAAGCAGACACGUUCCUCUUGGACCCUCCCAGCAUGACACUGAAACCAAAGGAGAAGCAGAAGCUGACCAUUUGGGCAUUCCCCACUUCCUAUGGCUUCCUGGAAGACAGACUCAUCUGCUGCAUUGAGAAGAACCCAGAGCCAGUGGUCUUCAGCCUGUGCUGCCAUGGGGUGCAGGUGAAGCUGGAGAUCAGCCCCCGGGAGCUGUCUUUUGACAAGCUGCUUCUGCACGGGAUUGACAGCAGGACCUUGGUCCUGAGAAAUGACAACCUGCUGCCCAUGGCCUGGCAGUUCAGUGGGCUGGAUGACAUUGUUGAGGCCUUCUCCUUGUCACAAGAUAACGGCACCGUUGAUCCCCGCUCGGAGUUUGAAGUGACACUGAAUUUCAGGGCUGGGAAGACCGGCCUCAUUGGGAAGAUCCUCCGACUAGAGGUUUCAGAUACAGAAAACGUCCUGGGGGUUGUUCAGGCUGAAAAUAUCGAAAUCUCUGCAGAAGUCUAUGAUGUUGCUCUGAACAUUGACAUGCCUGAAGGUCCAGAUGGAAGCUUGGAAUUUGGAACUAUUAAUGUUCUGGAAAAUGUGAAGAAAGUCCUGACUCUAAAGAACAAAGGGAUAUACAACGUUGGGUACCGUUUCAUACUGAAGGGUACAGGUCCCAGGAUGCAAGAUGUGGCAUCCCACUUCACUAUUGAGCCUCAGUCAGGCACGCUGAUUGCCUCUCAGCCUGGUACGAAUGUUGAGAUGCUCUUCCACCCCAAAAGGGAGAUGCUCCUCAAGAACAGACUGUUCCUGUACUGCCAGGUGAUGGAUGCCAGGUCUGGGAAAGCACGCCAGACUGUUGCCACCAUCCCAGUGAGGGUGUCUGCAAAAGCUGUGUACAGCAAGUUCAGUAUUGAGCCUGCCUCUCCCAUCGACUUUGGGGCCUUGAUCAAGACCACCAAGAAGACCCAGAUUGUCGUGCUGGAGAACAAAGGCAUGCUCAGCUUCAAAUUUCGCAUCCAGCAAGCACCCAAGGAUUCACCUGCAUUGGAAAUCAAAAGUUUAAAGCCAGGGGAAUCUGCUGCACCAACUACAAAGCUGAAAUCAAGCUCCUCACAGCCUCUCCUGGAACUUCUUCUGCAGGAUUACCUCGCUGUUGGCAUGUUCAUAGUGUCCCCCUGCUCCGGCUCCGUCGCUCCGUGGGGCCAGCAGAAGAUCACCGUGGAUUGCCUGGCAGGGCAGGAGGGGACAUGUGAGGAGCAGCUCUACAUUGACAUCACGGGCAUAGACCGCAAGCACAAUCCCCUGGGUGUUCCCUUCACCCUGAUUGCAGAGUCCUGCCUCCCAGGAAUUGUUGAGGACGCCAUGUUAGUCUUCGAGGAGUAUCCAAUCUGCAGCAGCACCAACCUCAGCCACAAGCUGCGGUCGGUGAAAGGUGUGGGCCUGUUUGUCAGAGAUGAGAACAGAUUCGUCUUCACCAAGGUUCUGGUUGGGCAAGAGGCUGAAGCUCAUUUCAAUAUCUACAAUGCAAGUGGUCUGCCAUGUGAUGUGGUCCUCUCCCUCAAACCCCUGCCUGGAAAGGAAAAAAUCCCUAUCAACAACAUUUUCAAAUUGUGUCCAGUCAAGAUGUCUGUUCCUGGCUCAUCCAAGGCUAUUGCUAUGGUGACCUUCACCCCACCAGACCAGCAGAUUUAUGACUGCAUUUUCAAGGCUUCCCUUGUCAUCCCAAAAAGCCCUGUGAAAAUUAGACCCCAAACUCUGACCUUCACCAUCAGUGGGAAGGGAUAUGAGCCACAAGUGACAGUUGUGUGCCCAAGUGCUCGCAGCAAGAGGGGAAAUGCUGUGCUGCGCUUCAAGAGGCUCCAGGUGGGGGAUUCAGAGAUGCUCCCCGUGGUCAUCUGUAACAGAAGUGUCAUACCUGUCAAGUUUAUGUUACAGCUGGAGGAUGAGCACGGAGUGUUCCUCUUGAAAAGCAGGCAGUCAACACUCGAGAAUUACCACCAUGAAGAUGUGGGAGAGGUUCGCAUUGGAAAUGAGAGCAAGCCCCCAAAGAAGCCUUUCCUGCUUCUGCGUCGCGGGCAAUCGACAGAGUUCGAUGUCAUUUUCAAACCCACCCUGGCUCAACGUCUGGAAGGGAAGAUUCAUGUCUUAGUGGGGGACUUGUACAUUCACAACACCCUAAUAGAGCUGGUGGGUGAAGGCCACAAGGAUGAAUUCACCCUUGAUGGACUAGAGGAAGACACAGAGGAGAGGAAUGCUGACAGCAGUCUGAAGAAAGACAUCAUUGAUGCUAUCAGAGUGAAUCACAUCCAGUUUGGGGACUGUCCUGUUGGGAAGCCCUGCCACAGGACCUUCACCAUCACCAGCCAUACCCAGAGGCAGGCCUUGCGCUUUGAGUGGGAGGCAGACGCCACAUUCCGCUUCUCCCCCAAGAUGGGACACCUCCAUCCUGGGUGUGCCAAGGACAUCACAGUGACCUUGAAAGCAGAUGUCCCAGCUGUCUUCAGGAGGCACCUUGUGAAAUGUAAGGUGACCAAGAUCAACUUUGAGCUGCCACGAAGGAAGGUUCAAGACUGGAACGACCAAAUGUCCAUUGUCACAUGGAAGGAUACUGCCAGGAAAGACCCAGCAGCCAGCUGGCCUGAGAAAGAGAAGAUGGUCGAGAAAGUCCCAGAACCAGUUCACACUGUGGGGGAGGAGAACAUCCAGGAGGCCGAGGUGUACCUCAGUGCCUUUGUUGCCUACAGCCAGUUCAAACUGAGCACAGUUGUGGUUCAGCUCAAGGACACCGUGCCCAACCAGACCAGGACAGCCACUUUCAAGAUGCACAACACAGGGAAAGUAGCCCUGGAAUACACCUGGGUGGAAGUUGCAGAUAGUGAAGCACCUGAGCAGCAGGAGGAGCAAUCCAUGGAGCAGCAGCGCAAGCAGCGGAACCACGCCGAGAAGCUACGCCUCUCAAAGCAAAAGCACCUCUCCCUGCAGCGUGUCUGUUCCUCCAUGGAAAUCUUCCCAGAUGUCAUCCAUGACCUGCCACUGUUCUCCAUCAACCCCUACCACGGCAUCAUCGCUCCUAGGCAGAAGCAGAUCUUUAAUGUGCUGUUCUCCCCGAAGUGCAUGGGCAAGUUUGAGACCACCAUGCUGUGCAGGAUUCCUAACCUGAAGCCAUCUCUGAAGAAGGCGCGGGUGAUUGUGAAAGGCAGAGCCUGGCAGCGGAGGAGCCUUGACAAACCAAAACGCUCUGCGUUACGGCAGAUGGAGACAGGCCAGGGACCCAAGAAGCAGGUGCACUGGAAAUCAACAGCUGAGUGACAGCAUUUGUGUUAGCUGGAGCAUCCUACAGGAGCAACAUCAUGUCUUCUGCUGCUGAUGGUCUCCCACCCUUCACCAGAGACCUCUGCAGCUACCCUUCCAAGC